AAGUUACACAUGUCCCCCAAGGACACUGGCCACAGGACAACUGGACUGUGACACACUGCUGCGCUGAGUGAGGAUAGUCGUCUUAGGGACGCCACUGAACACUCUCCUCUCCGAGGGGGAAAAACAUAGACAAGUAGGGGUUGUUUAGAAAGUGCCAUGAAGCUACUGUGGAGCCUGCUGCUGCUGGGCAUGCUGCUGGCCGGGGGCUUUAGCGUGGCUCAGGAGGAAGAUGGAGAAGAGGCAGAGGAACCAGCCGAGGAGGCAGCAGUAGAAGAGGAAGAGGCAGCUGCAGACAAUGAAGAGGCGGUGGUGGAGGUGGCAGAGCCUGAGGGUCCUGGGACAGAAGCCGGCCCGACUGAUGACCGGAAGCCUUGUGCCAUGUGGAUGGGAGGAGUGCCAGGCACUUCAGGGCACAAUGGGAACCCAGGGAGAGAUGGGAGAGAUGGGCACGAUGGCCCUCGAGGAGAGAAAGGAGAUACAGGUGAACCAGGUGAGAAGGGAGAGACCGGCGAAAAGGGCGACAACGGCGCUCCGGGACCUCGCGGUUUCCCGGGCAACCCCGGUCUGAAGGGGGCACAGGGUGAGAGCGCCCUGUCGUAUCACUCCUCCUUCAGCGUGGGCCUGACAGAUCCAGUCCCCGCCACCAACGUGCCCAUCCGCUUUAACAAAUUCUUCCACAACGAGCAGCACCACUACGAUGACGUGAGCGGAAAGUUCCACUGCUCCCUCCCCGGGGUCUACUUCUUCACGUACCACCUCACAGUCUACACCAAAGAUGCUCGGGUGAGCCUGUUCAAGAACGACAAGCCCGUCAUGUUCACCUACGACCAGUACCACGAGGGCAACGUGGACCAGGCCUCGGGGGCCCUCAUACUGAGGCUGCAGUCUGGGGACGAGGUUUGGCUGCAGAUCUACGGAGAUGAGGAGUUUGGCGGGGUGUAUGCUGACAACACUAACGACUCCACCUUCUCCGGGUUUCUUUUGUAUCCCGACAUGGGGGAGUUGGAGGCAAGAAGGAGACGUCACUCUGUUGGAGUUGGUAGACACUGAGGUUUAUGCAGGUCUUGAAGGGUGAUGUAUAGAGUAGGGAAGGCUGUAGCGACCUUUUCCUGACUGCUCUAUAGGCCUACAUUGCCCUCUGGCUGGGGACUGAGGGGGGAGGGGUAUAAGUCGUUUCUUACAUUAGUACGUUUUUAAAAGGGUGCACAGAAUGCUUUAAACUUCUCAAAUGUUAGUUCUAUAUCUAUAUAUAAGAUGUUUCGCUUCAAUUGUUAGGUGGAUUCUAGCGUAAAAGAGACAUUAAAAUGAAGUAUUGAAUUGGUAUUGGAUGUAAUAACUUGUGCAAAGACAAACAGCCUAGAUGGCUUUAUGGCAGUGUCACAUAUUUAGGCAGUGUCUGUGAAAUAAUAAAAUGUGUUAUAGCAAAUGUAAAAUGUCAGCUAUGCUUUCUUUGUCAGAUAACAAACCACUGCGAUGUGAAAUGGCUGACAAGAUCCGCAACUGAGUUUUGCUUGGCUGCUACGAUAGGGACGUGGGCAGGUUUGAGCAAGUGUGUCCAAAACACUUCAGGAGUGUGGCAGGCCGGUCACCCUUUGGACAAUUUGCUGGUUUCCAUUUAGCCAACCAGUCGUUAGGGUUCGUCAGUAGUAUAGCCUAUAGAAUCAGGAUAAUAUUUAUUUGGAUAUUGACUUACUCUAAAGAUCAACUUUCUUUUAUCUUUAUCUUUAUCAUUGGACAAAGUUACUUGGUGGAUACAAUCCCCAAACUGAAUACAUCUGUAUUCUAGUAAAAACAUGCUCACAUAAGUUUCACUGUGCUUGUCUCUAUGCCAACAUUGAGGCACAAAUAGAAACUGGAGAUCAGUGCAAAUUGUUGUAAUGUGAGCAGUGGCUUCUAGAUGAAUCCACCUUCAGAGCCAAUGGGUGACCCCCAUGCACAUUGCAUCACUUGCUCAUGGACCAAUUAGAACUAAGCGCUCUUCAUUCUGGAGGAUCUAUAGCGCUAAAUAGUACUGAAACAGUAUCAUGCUACUCUUGGCCACUGAAAUGGUCAGGGAACCACAAGAGACUAGUCAGCUCCACAUGAGUACUGUCAAUAAUACCAAUAGAUGUGCGCUGAGGCAUUUCUUGAGUAGACAAGUGCCUUGUUCAGGAACAUGAUAUAAUAAUAAGUGUUUACAUGACCGGCAUGAGGUUUGCAUAUGUGUUGAUUUGCUAGUUGACAGACACUUAUUCGUUGAGUAGGAAAAAUACCAACAAAUCAAUGACAGAAUGCUGGCCAUAACAUCUGCCUAUGAAGGCCCCAAUGGUAAAUGAAUACCUACCCAUCUCCUGUUCAAUGUUCUCCGUCACUACCCACUUCAUUUUGUUGCUAAGGCUCAACUAAAUUAUCACGAUGAGAGACAGUAGAAAUGUGAACAUGUAUUUUAUACCUCAACCUUGAAAUUGUGGUGCUCUAAAAAUAGCUCCAUAUCAUAAACAAAAAAAUAUAUACACAAUUGCUAGUGAAGAAUGUAAAUGCUUAUGAAAGAAUCUCAGAUUGAUUGCUUUAGCCACCAUCAAAUCAUUAAUAAGGGCCAUUAUUCAUGCAUGUAUCCAGUGGCUGAGGUCAACUGAUUGGAUUCAUAUUUCCUGAUUGAAACGUAGGUUGAAGAUAUCUUCAACCUAGAUUAAAACCACCCAUUUAAAUUCUGAGGAACAUCACAAUGCAAAACUUGUGAUGAGCUCAGACAGCUUG
Coregonus clupeaformis (lake whitefish) is the source of this 2736-nucleotide messenger RNA. RefSeq names its product adiponectin. The transcript has 3 exons. Lineage: Eukaryota; Metazoa; Chordata; Actinopteri; Salmoniformes; Salmonidae. The record is from RefSeq and is a predicted model, not a curated record. Bases 157 to 1050 code for a protein of 297 amino acids. Gene Ontology annotation, molecular function: protein binding.